CACUGCAACAGAGCGACGCGACGAAACAGCGCAGAUCGCUUGGCCAAUUAUAAUGGCAGCGUUGAAGUUUUGACGCGUCGCGUCUCGCAGUUUACAGCACAGCUACAAGCUCGAGCUGCACAACCGGUUAGACGCCUCCAAACCCGGAAGACGCGCGUGUAAGGGAUGGGAAAGAUCUCUCUUCAUUUCACUUGAUCAAACUUUACUAAAAUUCACAAAACUUGGACUCCUGUCAGUCACUUCUGGUCACACAACAGCUUUGAUAAGGAUGGCAGCGUCCGCGAUCUUCAUCCUGGACCUUAAAGGCAAGGUGCUCAUAUGUCGAAACUACAUGGGCAAUGUGGACAUGAGUGAGAUCGACAACUUUAUGCCCAUAAUGAUGAAGAGAGAGGAAGAUGCAGAUUUGUCACCAGUGGUUAUUCACGGCUCUACCCACUACCUCUGGAUAAAGCAUAGCAACCUCUACUUGGUUGCAAUAACAAAGAGGAAUACCAAUGCUGCUCUUGUAUACUCCUUCCUGUACAAAUUAGUGGAGGUGUUCAUUGAAUAUUUCAAGUCACUGGAAGAAGAGAGUAUUCGAGACAAUUUUGUGACCGUAUAUGAGCUAAUGGAUGAAGUCAUGGACUUUGGAUUCCCUCAGACCACUGACAGCAAGAUCUUACUAGAGUACAUCACCCAACAGGGGCAUAAACUGGAGGUGGGAGCGCCACGGCCCCCGGCUACAGUAACCAAUGCUGUGUCUUGGAGGUCAGAAGGCAUCAAAUAUAGAAAAAAUGAAGUCUUCAUGGAUGUCAUUGAGUCUGUCAAUCUAUUGGUCAGUGCUACAGGCAGUGUCCUGCGUAGCGAGAUUCUGGGCAGCAUCAAAAUCAAUGUCGUUCUGUCAGGCAUGCCUGAGUUAAGGCUUGGACUCAAUGACAAAGGUCUCUUCGAGAUCACAGUCCGGGAGAAGAGCAAGUCUGUGGAGCUGGAAGAUGUGAAAUUUCAUCAGUGUGUGCGUCUCUCUCGCUUUGAGAAUGACCGGACUAUCUCUUUCAUCCCACCUGAUGGAGAAUCUGAACUAAUGUCUUACAGACUCAACACCACGGUGAAGCCUCUAAUAUGGAUUGAGAGCAUAAUAGAGAAGUUCUCUCACAGUCGAGUAGAGAUCAAGGUUAAGGCCCGCAGUCAGUUCAAGAGCCGCUCCACUGCCAACAAUGUGUCCAUCUUAGUUCCUGUUCCUAGUGACGCUGACUCCCCCAAAUUUAAGACCACCACGGGCCAGGCUAAAUGGGUUCCUGAGAAGAGUGCUGUAGAAUGGAACAUUAAGUCCUUCCCUGGUGGGAAAGAGUUCAUGAUGCGAGCUCAUUUUGGACUGCCAAGUGUGGAAAGUGGUGAACUCGAGGCCAAGCGACCAAUCACAGUAAAGUUUGAGAUUCCUUACUUCACAGUGUCAGGCAUUCAGGUGCGAUACUUGAAGAUUAUCGAGAAGAGCGGAUAUCAGGCAUUACCGUGGGUGCGUUAUAUUACUCAGAGUGGAGAUUAUCAACUGAGGACCAACUGAGAGAGGACAGCACCUGUGUAUGUUGUGUGUUCUGUCUGUCCUUUUUCAUCUGUGAGACAGCUACUGCUUUUCACACAGCAGUUGGACUGCUAUUGCUUUUGUCUGAGAUCAGGUCAGAUCGCAAAGUUACUGAGAAAUUCCUAUGAAACAAUGGAUUUUGGGUUAUAAUCCAAAUGUCUUAUUACAGAAACAUCCUAGAAUCUACCUAUAUAUGUUCUAUUUAAAGAGAUAUUUUAACCCACACGUCGUUCCAAACCGAUCUGUAUUUCUUUGUUUUAUUUA
Sinocyclocheilus anshuiensis is the source of this 1822-nucleotide messenger RNA. Its product is annotated as AP-1 complex subunit mu-1-like. Gene Ontology annotation, cellular component: clathrin adaptor complex. Bases 269 to 1540 code for a protein of 423 amino acids. Gene Ontology annotation, biological process: vesicle-mediated transport; intracellular protein transport. The record is from RefSeq and is a predicted model, not a curated record. The transcript is spliced from 12 exons. NCBI's taxonomy places the organism in Eukaryota, Metazoa, Chordata, Actinopteri, Cypriniformes, Cyprinidae.